AUGGCGGAUAUCGACGCAACGUUACAAAGGAUAAUGUCGCAGAAGGGCGUAGUCGGUUUAUUGGUGAUGGAUGACAAAGGAAGACCGAUAAGGUCGACGUUCAGUGAACAGCUGACUUCGCAGUAUGCGCCCCUUCUCCGACAGCUGGCCGAAAACUGUAGGGACACUAUGCGCGCGAUUGAAGCCUCUGACGAUGUGAAAUACAUAAGUAUCCGCUCCGCAAAGCACGAGGUGAUGUUCACGAUCGAUCAGCAGUUUACUUUUAUCGUUCUUACGACGAUUUAUGAAUAA
This is a messenger RNA of Soboliphyme baturini, 291 nucleotides long. The record is from the annotation of a GenBank genome assembly. NCBI's taxonomy places the organism in Eukaryota, Metazoa, Nematoda, Enoplea, Dioctophymatida, Soboliphymatidae.